Molecule: messenger RNA, 3072 nt
Organism: Argiope bruennichi
Lineage: Eukaryota; Metazoa; Arthropoda; Arachnida; Araneae; Araneidae
Product: cytochrome b5 reductase 4-like
Exons: 18
Coding region: 453-2174 (573 amino acids)
Molecular function (GO): heme binding; oxidoreductase activity
Source: RefSeq, a predicted model, not a curated record
CCUCACCCAACUCACUAACUGGGAAAAUCGCUAGAUUCAAGAAAGCACUGUAACAGUGAACAACGCUGCAUUGUGCGGAUAAGUGCUAUUUUAUAAAAUUUCUUCUACAUUUUAAGAAACACGAGUGCACAUAACAAGUUAAUAAAUGUCUUCUAAAAUAUAUUUUGAAUAAGGCAAUAGGGAAUUUUGAAGUUACUUCUCUUGAGUUGUCUUGAGACAUAAUGUUUGUGGCUGAACAAUAAAUAUAUAUAUAUAUAUAUAUAUUCUAGGAUACUUUUGAAGGGCAUCUAAAAAGAUCUAGAAAAAGUUUUUGCUGACCUUGGUAUCCAUGAUGCAAAUGAACGGGCUUUAUUGUACUGGGGUGUUUGCAUUCUAAAUCAGGGGUUAAUGUGUUACCCCAAGUUGGAAGUGAAGCUUUGCAAUCAAAUGAGAAAAAGCAUAAUUUAUCAUCAAUGGAUGCAUCUAGCCUUAAAGUUCCAGUGUCAUCAGCUGGUGGAAGCCCACCAGGAAGGAAUAGAGUAGCAUUGAAGCCUGGAAGAUCUUUGAUGGAUUGGAUAAGAUACACUUCCAGAAAUGAUGUAACUGGAACUGAUGGAAAAUAUCUUGAAAUUUCACUUCGUGAACUUGCAAGACAUAAUACAAGAAAUGAUGCUUGGAUUGCCUUAAGAGGAAAAGUUUACAACAUCACUCAUUACCUUGAGUUUCAUCCAGGUGGGGAAGAUGAAUUGAUGCGAGGUGCUGGCAACGAUGCAACUGAACUAUUCAAUCAAGUUCAUAGAUGGGUAAAUGCUGAAUCAAUGCUACAAAAGUGUUUUAUUGGCAUAUUGAAGAAAUCAUGGUCAUUUGAUGUUCCUAAAUUCCUACCUUUAAAACAAUCAAAAGUAAAGCAUAUGAAAACUAUUACUGUUGAUAGUGUUGAUAAAGAGUGCAAAACUGUUUCAAAAAAUGAGAGUAAAGAGAUACCAAUUGUUUCUGAUAUUGCAUCUUCUGAAAUGCUUGAAGAAAUGGUAACUGAUAUUCAAAGAACUACUGCAGGAAAAUCAGUAUGGUCUCUUUCUCCUUAUUCAAAGUCUGAUGCAUCCAGAGUGUCAGUAAGAUUUGAUGAGGAUGGAAAUAUGAUGAAAUUGUUUAUUAAUUGCUCAGCUUUAAAUCUGCAUGGACUUAUUACUGAUUUAGUGGACAGAAAAUUGUUCAUAAGAAUUAACGAUUCGCCUGAAAAGAUAAUAAGUUUUGAAUUUCCUACUGCUUAUGAAGAAAACUUUAAAGUUGAAACUGAGGACAACAGUUUCGUAGAAAUUACUUUAAAAAAGAAAUAUAAGGCUGUUAUUGGGAAAUUUACCUGUGAUGAAGUGGAUUCUGAGUCUUCCCAAGUUGUGCCAUUUCAGAACAUUCCGUGGAACGUUUUUGAGCCUUCAGAUGAACUAAUAUUUUGGUCAUGCAAACUGACAAGAAAAAUUCCUGUAAAUCAUAAUACAUUUUUAUUUACAUUUCUUCUACCUCCUGGAACUAAAAUGUGGGUUCCUCUUGGAAGUCACGUGCAUAUCAAAUCAUAUAUUGAAGGUAUAGAAGUUAUUAGGAGCUAUACACCUGUUGUUUCAUCCCUUGAUGUCGAAACAUAUAUGUGUGAUGAAUUAGAUGGAUGCAGAUUAGUUUUAAUGAUAAAAAUAUAUCCUACGGGUAUAAUGACUCCUGUAAUCAAUCAGUGUAACUUAGGGGAGUCUUUGUGGAUAAGUAAUUAUGCUGGUAAUUUUUCUGAAACGCUAUUAUUGAAUUGUGAUUCUGCUAUAAUGCUUGCUGCUGGAACAGGCAUUACUCCAAUGGUUAGACUUAUUAAUUGGAUAUUAACUGCUAAAGAUAAAAAAAGGUCAGUGCUGUUAUUAUUUUUCAACAAAACCGAAGAGGAUAUUAUAUGGAAAAAAGAGCUACAGAUCUGUAGUGAAAAGUAUUCCAAAUUCCAGGUUGUUCAUAUUUUGUCAGAGCCAAGUGAAAUAUGGACUGGUUUCUCUGGAAAAAUAAAUGAUGAUCUAAUGUAUCAGUUACUAACGAUGAAGAUGCCUGAACUUAAGCAACAGAUAUUUGUCUGUGGACCGUCACCUUUUACAGAAAUUGCUCUUAGAUGUUUGGAAGGUUUGGGCUAUAAUCAAGAUGAUGUUUAUGCAUUUACUGGUUCAUAACUUAAGCCAGCUUAGUUUAUUCAAUCAUACCAAAGCCUUCCCAUAAAUACAUGUUGCUGUUUCACUGUCCUAAUCAAGUAGUUGAUUUGUUGGAAGAAUACGUAUGUUUUGAGGUGUGAAUCUUAUACACUUUGUCAUUGUAUCAUUCAGAAUUUUUUUGCAGAGUAAUCCUAUUUUUAUGGUGUAUAUAAAAUAUAUAGAGGCAUGUGCAUUGUUGGAUUAUGUCAUCUUGACACUUUUUAGUAGGAUUUACAUGUUUAUAUUUAAUGUGAACUUUACAUUAUUUGUAUGUGUGUAAAUACUGAAUAUUUGUGACGGCAUUGCAUUAUUUUAAGAUUUUUAACAUUAAUAUUACCGAUAAGGGCUUGAAUGUAAUUUAUAUUAUUAAUCCAAGUCACAUUUGAAAGAUAAUAAUAAAUAUGCUUUAUAGUCUUAAUAUAUAUUCUUAAUUUUUCACCUGUUAAUGUUUACAUUUUAAAAAAUGAAUUAAUGAAUAAUGAAUUAUGUACGAGAAAAGUAUAACGUUAAAAAGUAUGAGAUAAAUAAAUCAUAUAUUCCCUAUUUAUUUUGAUAUAAGGCAUAAGGUUUUGUAAGUAUAUUCAUCCAAGAAAAGGGUGCUUAGGAUUUGAAAACUUAAAAUUUAAAAAAAUUUCAUCAUUUUUGAUAAAAAUUCUUUUUAGCGAUGAUGAUCUGAUAAAGUCUAAUUAAUAGUGUAAUUAAAGAUUACAUACUUCUUCAAAUUGUAUACUGAAAAGCAGCUAUUUACCAGAUGUUAUUUGUUGUUAUUUUAAACAUAUUUCGGCUAUUUUAAACAUUUGCUGCUAUUUUUAGCAUUUAUGGUACAACUAUUUCAACGAAUAUAUAAGCCAACUGAAUAAAUUUAAUUUUAAUAAAACAG